AUGAGAUUACUCCACACCUCCCAGCAUCGAUUGUUUGAAUACAACGACGAUGAUGUGCCUCCCUACGCCGUUCUCUCCCAUACGUGGGGAGAGAACGAAAUAUCGUACCAAGACUUCCUCCAAGGCAGGCGAAACGAGAAAAUUCUUCAAUGCUGCCGUCUAGCGGCAUCCGAGUCCUGGGAUUAUGUCUGGAUUGACACCUGCUGUAUCGACAAAUCAAGCAGUGCCGAGCUGACCGAAGCUAUCAAUGCCAUGUAUCGUUGGUAUAAGAAUGCCGAGAUAUGUUAUGCACACCUGGCAGAUAGGACGGAUUCAUUGAUAUUUAAUCCGAAAAUUUUUGCAGCGCCCAAAUGGUUUACCAGAGGUUGGACAUUACAAGAACUUCUUGCUUCUCCGAGAAUCAUUUUCCUUGCCUCAAACUGGCUUGUGAUUGGUAGCAAACAGACUCUUGCGACUUAUAUCUCUAAGGUUACGCGUAUCAGUCUUGAACAUCUUAAAUUUCCUCAUCGAGCGAGUGCAGCAGCAAAAAUGUCCUGGAUGGCCAAUAGGAGAACUACAAGGAUUGAGGAUAUGGCCUACUGUCUUCUAGGGAUCUUUGAAGUAAAUAUGCCUUUACUUUACGGGGAAGGAGAGAGAGCCUUUAUAAGGCUGCAAGAAGAAUUCAUCCGAAGAUCAGAUGACCAGUCAAUAUUUGCCUGGGUCGAUAAUAAUCUGGAGUACAGUGGGAUGCUCGCACGCCACCCUUCAGCUUUCAGAGAUUCUGGCGAUAUCGUACAGGUCUUCAACGUUCCCCACGUACAUGGAAAGCCGUAUGUAAUGACAAAUAUAGGUUUAGAAAUCCAGUUCCUCGUCGAUGAGCAGAUUUACUGUGACUUUGAUAAUGCAGGUACAGAAGAUUCGGACCCUAGGCGUGUCUCACGAUGGGAGGUUCCGCUUGCUUGUAAAAGAUACAGCGACACGGAAACUCUCGUUUUCAUAACUCUACAAGAAUAUGAAUCUGGCAAGGCUUCCAGAAUCAAUUCAUUUAGGCUCAAUACGCUGCAGGCGCCGCGUCAAACUGGCGAAAAGAGAAUGUUCCUGGUGAACUCCGGAUAUUCCUUGUCAAGUUCGAUAAAUAUUAAGAGAAAACUUUGGGACCCAAUCAAAAUCGUUCUAUCCAAAUCUACACGUGAAAAAUUCCAAUAUAUAAAAAACAUGUCAGGAUCAGGGAUCAGUGCUUAUGAUCCGUCGUUCGAAAAAGAUCAUUAUUCAAUUGCAAACUCCACCAGAAUUUACGUUAGCCGUGGGGAGCAUGACAUGCUCAUACAACUUUCCGAAGGAACAUUACAGUCUACGCCUUCGGAUGUGAUAGAAAAGAGAGCUGCUAUGUUCAUAGGUGCAGACGAAGCGGGAUUCUUAUUAUGUUGGUCGCAGAAUCCUUACCUGACUUCACCUCCCCCUGUUGAUGUCCUUGUUGCAAGUGAAAUUACACCUGGUUUAGCAGAGGGCAGUCGUGUUCUUUCCAGCUUUGAGGUCGCACAAAUGCAACUGGACUCAACAGACAUUUGGGUCGCUUCGAAAAUGUUUGGAGAGGGCGGUGGGGAAGUCCUAGGUUUUAGGUUAAGACAUGAGGCGCGCGGAGAAAAUCAACGCCUCGUCAUUGAAAUUGGUACAUCAUGUAUGCCGUAA
This is a messenger RNA of Bacidia gigantensis, 1668 nucleotides long. RefSeq lists its product as uncharacterized. NCBI's taxonomy places the organism in Eukaryota, Fungi, Ascomycota, Lecanoromycetes, Lecanorales, Ramalinaceae. The transcript has a single exon. The coding region runs from base 1 to 1668 and encodes 555 amino acids. The record is from RefSeq and is a predicted model, not a curated record.